This is a messenger RNA of Melozone crissalis (California towhee), 1961 nucleotides long. RefSeq names its product arylsulfatase family member I (gene ARSI). The transcript is spliced from 2 exons. Bases 1 to 1728 code for a protein of 575 amino acids. NCBI's taxonomy places the organism in Eukaryota, Metazoa, Chordata, Aves, Passeriformes, Passerellidae. The record is from RefSeq and is a predicted model, not a curated record.
AUGGCCGUCUAUGCCCUCACGGGCUUCUCGCUCGUCAGCCUGCUCAGCUUUGGCUAUUUGUCCUGGGACUGGAUGAAGCCCAGUUUGGUGGCUGAUGUGGCCACAGACCCCAUGGAGAAAUCACCGCCUCCCACCUUCACCAGGCCACCCCACAUCAUCUUCAUUCUGACCGACGACCAGGGCUACCACGACAUCGGCUAUCACGGCUCAGAUAUCCAGACACCGACGCUGGACAGGCUGGCGGCAGAAGGUGUGAAGCUGGAGAACUACUACAUCCAGCCCAUCUGCACCCCGUCCCGGAGCCAGCUGAUAACUGGCAGGUACCAGAUCCACACAGGAUUGCAGCACUCCAUCAUCCGCCCUCGGCAGCCCAACUGCCUGCCCCUGGACCAGGUCACCCUGCCGCAGAAGCUGCAGGAGGCCGGCUACUCCACGCACAUGGUGGGCAAGUGGCACCUGGGCUUCUACAAGAAGGAGUGCCUGCCCACUCGCCGGGGCUUCGACACCUUCCUGGGCUCCCUGACAGGCAACGUGGAUUACUACACCUACGACAACUGCGACGGGCCCGACGUCUGCGGCUACGACCUGCACGAGGGGGAGGACGUGGCGUGGGACCAGAGCGGGAAAUAUUCCACCUUCCUCUACGCCCAGCGAGUCAGCAAGAUCCUGGCAUCCCACAGCCCCAAGGAGCCCAUCUUCAUCUACGUGGCCUUCCAAGCGGUGCACACGCCCCUGCAGUCCCCCAAGGAGUACAUCUACCGCUACCGCUCCAUGGGCAACGUCGCCCGCCGCAAGUACGCGGCCAUGGUCACCUGCAUGGACGAGGCGGUCAAGAACAUCACCUGGGCCCUCAAGAAGUAUGGGUACUAUGACAACAGUGUGAUCGUGUUCUCCACGGAUAAUGGUGGGCAGACCUUCUCCGGGGGAAGCAACUGGCCGCUGCGGGGUCGCAAAGGGACGUACUGGGAAGGAGGAGUGCGGGGCAUUGGUUUUGUGCACAGUCCCCUGAUCAAGCGCAAGCGUCGGACAAGCUGGGCGCUGGUUCACAUUACAGACUGGUACCCUACUCUGGUCAGCCUGGCCAGGGGCAACCUGAGCAAUGUCCAAGGCUUGGAUGGCUACGAUGUCUGGCCUGCUAUCAGUGAGGGUAAGGAAUCGGCACGCACCGAAAUCCUGCACAACAUUGACCCCUUGUACAACCAUGCCAAGUACGGCUCCUUGGAGGACGGCUUUGGCAUCUGGAACACGGCUGUGCAAGCUUCCAUCCGGGUUGGGGAGUGGAAGCUCCUCACUGGCGACCCAGGGUACAGCGACUGGAUACCCCCACAGACCCUGACCAACUUCCCAGGGAGCUGGUGGAACCUGGAGCGUCUCACCGAUGGCCCCAGGAAGUCCGUGUGGCUCUUCAACAUCACCGCUGACCCCUACGAGCGCUACGACCUCUCAGAGCAGCGGCCAGACGUGGUCAGGAGCCUCCUGCUGAGGCUGGUGCACUACAACCGCACGGCCAUCCCGGUGCGCUACCCUGCCGAGAACCCCCGCGCUCACCCCGACUUCAACGGCGGCGCCUGGGGACCGUGGGCCACUGAGGAUGAGGGGGAGGAGUGGGAAGGAGGCCGGGAGUCCCUGAAAGGCAGGAACAAGAAGAAGAAGAAGAAGUGCAAGAUCUGCAAGCUGCGCUCCUUCUUCCGCAAGCUGAACACCAGGCUCAUGUCCAACCGCAUCUGACAGGACACUCCCCCAGCAUCCACCCGUCCUGGCCAGGGUGGAGCUCUGGACUGCAGUGCCAUGGGAUGGGAGUGAGGGAGAAGGACAGGCAGGGAGGUGGCCAGUGCUCUCUUGCUCUCCUUUGUUCCAGGGUUCACUCCAAAACACUUCUCCUCCCUGGCUGGAGUGGUGGCCACAGGGAGCUGCUCCCAGUGGGUGAGGAAGGGUGAUGUGGUCUCUGCUGUGGUGCUUGG